Messenger RNA from Cryptomeria japonica (Japanese cedar), 3984 nucleotides. RefSeq lists its product as uncharacterized. Gene Ontology annotation, molecular function: DNA binding. The transcript has 16 exons. NCBI's taxonomy places the organism in Eukaryota, Viridiplantae, Streptophyta, Pinopsida, Cupressales, Cupressaceae. The record is from RefSeq and is a predicted model, not a curated record. The coding region runs from base 119 to 3682 and encodes 1187 amino acids.
AAAAAUAUCCAAUUUUAAACUCCAAAUGAAUUGAUACUGGGUUUGAGCUUGUGAGAUUCAGGAGACUGAAAACAAUUAUAUUUCUGCAGCAAGCUAUCUUUUAUCACUUUGUCUUACAAUGUACCCGUGCAUUGUUUGUAAGCUUCUGCCCUGUAAAUGCAACAUUGCAUUUAAGCCAUUUUCUAUUUUGAAUAACCAGCAAAACUCUCCUAGCAGCAAUCGGAAUGCCUUCUGGAACAACCAGACCCAACAACAUACUUCAGGAUCUUUCAGUGGAGCAGCAGAAAGGAGACAGCAUAUUAAGUUGCAAUCAUCUCUGGCAUUUUCUUUGCCGAAUAUUCACAAAGGAUCUUUCAGUGGAGCAGCAGAAAUGGGGUUGAGGCAGCAAAGUAUUAAGUUGGACUCAUCCCUGGCAAUUCCACCACUGGCAUUUUCUUUGCAGAAUACCCACAAAGGAUCUUUCACUAGAGCAGCAGAAAUGGGGUUGACGCAGCAAGCUACUAAGUUAGAAUCACACCUGGCAAUUCCAUGGCUAGCAGCUUCUUUGCCAAAAACCCACAAAGGAUCUUUGAGUGGAGCAAUAGAAAUGGGGUUGAGGUCGGAGGGUAUUAAGUUGCAACCACCUAUGGCAGGUUGUUUGUCAAAUACCCACAAAGGAUCUUUUAGUGGAGCAGCAGAAAUGAGGUUGAGGCAGCAGGGUAUUAAGUUGGAACCACCCCUGGCAAUUCCACCUUUGAGAUUUUCUUUGCCGAAUACCCACAAAGGAUCUUUCAAUGGAACAGUAGAAAUGGGGUUGAAGCAACAGGGCAAUAAGUUGGAAUCAAAUACCUACAAAGGAUACUUUUAUGGAGCAGCAGGAAAGGGGAUCCUCCAACACAAAAAUAUUAGUUUUCAAUCACAGAUAGCACCUCCUUGGCCUCAUACAAAUCACAGAGAAUCUUUUUGUGGAGCAGCAGGAAAUGGGAUCCUUCAAAAUCAAAAUGAUAUUACUUUACAACCAGAGCUACCACCUCAUGUUAUUCACACAGGAUCCUUUUGUGUGGCACCAGGAAAGGAGAUCCUUCAAAAUCAAAAUGAUAUUGCUAUGCAACCACAGGUACCACCUCCUCGGCAACACAUAAAUCACAGAGGAUCCUUUUGUGUGGCACCAGGAAAGGAGAUCCUUCAAAAUCAAAAUGAUAUUGCUUUGCAACCACAGGUAUCACCUCCUCGGCAACACAUAAAUCACAGAGGUUCUCGUAAAGACGAAAGAGUUAAGUCACGUGCAAAAUAUCAACGUAUUUUGCAAUCACGAUCAAGAAAGUCAAAUAUUAAUGACAAAGUAAUGGCUGCUGCAGUCGACAAGUCUGAAAUGCGUUUGGAGUUUGGAAGAGUCCCAGUCAUAGAUAUGCAGUAUUUUUCUCAAGAUGAGAUCAAUACAGCAGCCCGAAGUUCAGAUGUGUACUGUUUUGAUGAUCUUGCAAUACCAAACAUCGAUUAUUCUAUAUUUAACGAGAGUACUGGAAGCAGCAACCAAACUUACACAAAUCAAAUCCUAUUGCAGUGUAAAGAAGAACGUGCAGGUCAGGCUAGGCGGAGGGCUGGCCAUCUUUCAGUCUCAAGGCGGCAGAAUGUAUUAACUGAAAAUGAAAAAAAACAAGUCCAUUGGGUACUUGAACUCAUUAAAGAAUUUCGAAUAAAGGGAGAGCAUUUCCGUAAGAAUUCAGUAUUAACUACUACUAAUUCAAACACAGCUUUUGGAGUGCAUAAUUUGGCUUCUAAUCAGGAGAAUUCAAAUCUGGAAGCUGGUAGCUCUUUGCAGUUACUAACAGAUCCAGCAUUGCAGACCAUAGAUGAUGCAAAAUUGGCAAGUAAUACAUUGAAUUCUGACAGAAGCAUUGCUAUCACCAAUACUGGCUUAGACAAAGCUAAAAAGAGGAUUAAAACAAAAGAAGGUGCUAGACGCAAGCCAUUUAUGACAUGUAAUGAGACAGGAAAUGACCAGAUGGUUCUUAAAAUAGCAAGAAGUAAUGCAGCAGAGAGCACUGGGUACCUUACUCAUGGUUUCAGUAAAGCACAUGAAAGUAGUGAUGACAAAGCAGCAAAGGAAGACAUCGGUGCUCCUGCUAACAAUGUUGGCAGUACUUUUGGCUCACCACAUACUUCAAAUGAGCCUCAGGUUCCUCAAUUCAAAAGGAAAGUCAAACCUCUAGCUACAGAAGCUGAGCUGCAAGACUAUUUCAAUAGUAUAGGUGGGGAAUGGGCAUCUAAUAUGAAGAGGCGAAAAAUUGUAGAUGCUGAAGACUUUGCUGAAGGAUUUCCUAAAGGUUGGAAACUUUUAUUGGGUGUUCGAAAGAAACAUGGGAAGUUCAUAAUCGAAUGUCGUAAAUACAUUAGUCCUGAAGGGUUGCAAUUUGCUUCGUGUCGUGAUGUUACAACGUAUCUUUCAAAUACUGGUAAUUCUUCUGCUGCGGUGGUUACUGCCCAAGAAAACUCGAAUCUUGAAGAAUCGAAUGAUGCUCAUCAAAAUGCAAUAGCUGGCACAUCUGCAGAGGAGAACAUGAUGACAGGGAGUCAAGUGAUGCAGCCAGCAGAGGGAGGUACAAUGCUUACAGGUGGGUUGAGCACAGAGAACAAUGCAGAAAAAAAUUCCCCAGAUUUUGAUAAUUCUGCCACACCUGAGAUGGAACCCCCUCCUAAGAUGUGUCAAGGAGAUAGCUCUUCUGGAACUCUGGAUAUUGUUGGUGAUUCAAAAAAACGCCAAAAUGCAACCAAUCAAAACCAUCCAAUGAAUUGUAAGAAGUGCAAUGGAUCGUUCAGCAAUAGGAGUGAAUUUAUGGGUCAUUUGAGCAUACACCAUGUUAAAAAGAAGAAGGUAGUUGCUGAUAAAACAACAAUUGCAGAUGGCGCAAUUCUGGUAAAUGGGAAAUAUGAAUGUCAGAUAUGUCACAAAGUUUUCGAUGAGAGAAAUCGUUAUACCGGGCAUGUUGGUGUGCAUUCAAGGAAAAAUGUAAAAAGAGCACGAGAUGGGUUGGACCAAACUGAAAAUGAAACUAAAGCAGCUUUGGAUUUUGGGGAUGGUGGUGUACGUGCAAAACAAAAUAUAAAAAGACCCCGUGUUUCUUUGGACCAAACUGGUACUGAAACUAAAGCUGACUUGAAUGGUAAGAAGAUUUCUGAUGAUAAACAAGAACUGCAAAUCAAAGCAGAACACUUUCAAGAGAUUUUGGAGGCCAAAAUUUUUAAAGAGCAGAAUAAUACAGCAAAUUCAUAUCUAGCAUUCUUGGGUGCCGUGGGAAAUGGCUUGGCUUCUCCGAGUAUUGGAGGAUUUCUUGGAGGCUUAGAUUCAGAUUCUGGAAAGGAUCAGGCCAAUUUCACUGCAGGAAAUGAGAAGUUUGAUGAUAUUGCAGACUUUGAAAAGAUACAUAUGUACAAUUCAGUGCCAAAAUUUUCUUUUGAAGCAGGUCAAGAUGCAAUUGAUGCUGAUUUGAGCUAUGGAGAUGUUUUGCAGCAGGUAGAAAUGGCACCAGGGCAAUUUGGGUGGGAUUCCUUUUUAUCUGGGAGAGAAAAUUCUUCCCAGUUUGUUGUGUGCGUUUGGUGCAAUGAAGAGUUCAUUUACAAUGGUGUUGAUCAGGACCAGCAGGCUGACUCUGUUGGAGUUAUUUGUCCAAACUGCAAGACCAAGGAUGUCAGUACAGGCUGAGAUGGGCAGUAAGCUUGAAGAGAUGUAAUUUCUGGAUUUUAUUUGAACAUUGAAUAUAAAAUUCAAAAUGCAAUAUGUGAUUUCUCAGUGAGCCUGAAAUUUUGUCGGUGUAAUGGAUUUCUAGUUCUGCAUGCAUUUAUAUUUAUCAGUGCAUGCCUUUGUUCAACAAAUGCAAACUUGUAUGAGAACUUCUAAGUUUUCAAGACUAAUUUUAGGACAUAUUCACCAUUGCUCUUGUUUCACCUUCUUGUACAGAAGUAGUGUGAUGCGUUAUCAAGGAUUUCAGGAAAGGGUUAGAUGGA